Messenger RNA from Thalassophryne amazonica, 1461 nucleotides. It is a transcript of the gene urp1, whose product is annotated as urotensin-related peptide 1. Gene Ontology annotation, biological process: blood vessel diameter maintenance; regulation of blood pressure. The coding region runs from base 85 to 492 and encodes 135 amino acids. NCBI's taxonomy places the organism in Eukaryota, Metazoa, Chordata, Actinopteri, Batrachoidiformes, Batrachoididae. Gene Ontology annotation, cellular component: extracellular region. Gene Ontology annotation, molecular function: hormone activity. The record is from RefSeq and is a predicted model, not a curated record. The transcript has 5 exons.
UGGUCACUGAAUAUAUAUAUAUAUCUAUAAGUGAAGGUCUGAGCCAAGUUCAGGUCUUAGUUCCCAUUUGAAGGCAGAAGCACCAUGCUGUCUGUUGCACUGAUUUACCUCAUAGCUGUGAUUUGCUCUGCAGCACGGACGUGUGCUUUACCAUUAUACUCAGAGCCCAACUUAGAACCGCAGGCAGAUUUCAUAAAGAACCUUGUAUCCGAAGUAGAGAAUGGAGGGAAUGAUUCUGAUGGUGAGCAGAGAGAGGUCAAUCUUUAUCCCCUAAUGAUGCAGCAUAGUGGAGGAAGAGAUUACAUAAAUAAAGGGGCUAAAGAUCCAUCAAAAGAAGAUAAGUUUGCCAACAUGGUCGAGGACUUCAGAGAAAUGGUUUUGAAGCUGGCAGCGGCUGACAGGCUUCGUUCUCAAGGAUUCAUCAGAUCAGAGCAAAACUUGCCAAAGACAAAUAAAAGAGCGUGUUUUUGGAAAUACUGUGUGACCAAAUAGAGUGCAGGAGCAGAAGCACGGGCAUGAACUGGACGUGGCUUUUUUGGGGGAAAUGCCUUCACUCACAGCUGCCACCUUUGUUUCCCCAAACACUAAAUUAAAGAACUAUGACAGAAAAUAUAUUUUUAAAGUUGUAAAAUUUUCUCUCUUUUUUUUUUGGUUGCCGUUGUAAAUAAACAUGAAUAACAGAAGUGGUGAUUUCUUUGAUAUAACUUGAUGUUCACACAAACGUCUGCAUGUUGAUUUGGCACAAGUUUUAUGCUGGAUACCCUUCCUGACACAACUCCACGUUACAUGGAGAAAUGUGGCAGGGGCGGGGUUUGAACCAGGAACCUUCACAUAGACAACAUAAUACAUUUCAUAUUUGCACAAAAAAGAUACAGGUGUGACAUCCUUAGCAUUAAAAAUAUAUUGAAAGUAGCAGCUAACACCAACAUAAUGAUUUUGUUUUGUGUUGUACACAGUGAAAGAUUGUAAAAUAUUUACACUAUAAAUAUAAAAAUCUUAAUAAUUUCAACUGUAAUUGCACAUUAGGCCUUAAGGUGGCAUAAAAGCAUCCUUGUCUUUAUCUGACUAUGGAGCAGAUAGCCAGUAAAACAUAUUAUUAUGUUUUGGGGAUUUUAAAGUAGCUGUCAAUUUGUUCUUAUAGGAUUUGGCAUCCCCUGAUCCCCUAGAUAAAAGUUAUUCAUCAAACAUCUUAACUCUAAGAAGAGCUCCAAAUGUGAAAAACUGUUAGGAGUCGUGAGGAGGACUUUUAAAAGCUCUAGGAGUUUUUUCAGCAGAGGAGAAAGUGCAAUAAACAACGGAUAACAGUCAGUUAAUGAAGCUCUGCAAGUUACAUCAUGCAGGGAUCAUGUUUGUGUCCAAUCUCAUUAAAGAUGCACUUACAUCUCUAAGACAGUGCAAAAAUGCCAUGACGCCAGACAUGAAAGUAAUCACUACAUUAAGAUUAACAUUUUGCCAACUGGA